Molecule: messenger RNA, 312 nt
Organism: Dentiscutata heterogama
Lineage: Eukaryota; Fungi; Glomeromycota; Glomeromycetes; Diversisporales; Gigasporaceae
Source: the annotation of a GenBank genome assembly
AUGACUGAUUCAAGUAUUGUUAAUAUUGAUAAUGCAAUUUUGGAUGUUGCUGAUUCUUCCGAACAAACAAUCGAGGAACAAACCAUCGUAUAUGUUAAUAAUUCUAACAGAUAUGAUAAACAAAAAAGAAGACUUGAAAAAAAUAUCACGGCAGAAGACAGAAAAAAAAUCAGAGUUGAAGAAGAGAAAGGAAGACGAAAUAAAAUUAAUGUGGAUUUUAUUAAUCUCGAAGAACUGCUCCCGGAAACAAACCAAAAAAUGCAUAAAUCUACUAUAUUGAAAAAAAGAUGGUGGUUAUUUUUCAUAUUAUAA